AUGAGAACAGUAAUACAAAGGGUUCCGGAGAUCAUGCGACAAUUAGGAGUGUACUUUAAGCCAAGGGAGUUGUCAAUAGGUCCUAUUUAUGCCACUGAUCCGAAUUUGUUCAAUGAAGAACUCAAGAUUAAGUUGGCUGCACAUUUCAUUAAAAGAAGCGGUAGAACAAAGGAUAAUUUACUCCGAGAAAUCAAGGAAAAGACCGAUGAAAUAAAGAAGUACUUCCAUGAGGAGGUAAUUGUGUCGUAUACUGAUCUAGAAUUGAUAAUAUUGGUGUUCUUGGAUGGGUGUGCAAUGCUAGGGUUCAUAGACGCCUAUGUGAAUCAAAAGUUAAACAUGUUUGAAAUUAGUAAUGAUCAAGCAGCAUUGAUCCAGCAGGAUCUGUUCUUGCUAGAGAACCAAAUACCCUUUAUAGUCCUUGAGAAGUUGAUGGGCUUCGAAACAGAAUUGGGAAAUGUAGAUUUGGUACCCGAUUUUUGCAGAUUUAUUGCUCUUAUGGGUAAUAAUCUAGGGGAAUUUACAAAAUUCCUAGUUUUGGAUUCGGUUCACAAACAUCCAUUACACAUUCUUGACCUUCUACGAGAAGUACUAUUACUUGAUAACCCUAACGUUUUUCAUCAGAAUGAGUGCAUUCCAACUAAUCUCAUUCGUCGUCUUUGCUCGCUUUUAUGUCAUUGUGCUUGUCGAGCAGUGGCAUUUAUUAGUCGGAUCUUGAAGCGGUUCAAUAAAUCAGAGAGUCUCCCUCAAUAUUGGAGCAUGAUUACACAGUACUCCUUUCCUAAUGUUCAGGAACUUAAAAAAGCAGGGAUAGAGUUCAAGCCAAGUGAUUCUUUAACAACUAUAUCUUUCCGUUCUUCAUUCUUUACCACAGCUCAACUUAAGCUUCCCAGAUUGGUUGUAGACAAUUUGACGGUGAAAAUGUUGUUCAACUUGGCCGCCUAUGAGAUGUGCUUGUCCGAAUUUCAUCCAAAUCAAAAACCAUGGUUUAUGUCUUACAUAAACUUGCUAGAUUUGCUUGUUGACGAUGAACAUGACGUCAAGGACUUAAAAGCAGCGGACAUUCUUCCGAAAUUGCACAUUAGCGAUGCUGAAGUCGCUAAUUUGAUCAACGGCAUGGGCUCUGAAUUUUUACCGCCAGACAAAGACACUUAUGCACAUGUCAAGAAAAAAAUAGAAAAGCAUUGCAGGAGUAGGAGCCGAAGAAGGUGUGCGCUCUGGAUUGCUCAGGUCUACAAUACUCAUUUUAGAAGCCCAUGGACUAUUCUGGCUCUGUUUGCUGCUAUGGUGGUCCUUGCAUUAACAUUUGUUCAAACUUGGUAUUCAGUCAAUCCAAAAAAUUGAAAGGACGGAACAAAGUGCGGAAUAUACUCCGCCGGAGAGAUGUACGUGUUCGGCCUAGCAUCUCAUGAAUGUGAAUUAUGCAAGGAAUCCGUAAAAGAUCAGCCUAUAGCAUCCGCACGCUCAAUUUCACAUUUAUCACAACCUGUUGGUACACUGAUUUGCUUGCUUCAAAGAUACUAAUUUUUCAUAACUUUUACAUGCGGGUCUCCAUAUAAGAGUGACUUGAGUCCUUAAUGUUCUAGUGGAUUUGUAGAAGGAGACCAACUUCAUGUUUUAUAUAAUAGGACAUGACCAAGUACUUUUUUUUUUCUUUUUUUUUUUGGGGGGGAGAUAGCCCAUGCCUUUCUCCCUAUGACUCCCGGGACCUUUGGUUCCCUUACACGACCAAUACUU
This is a messenger RNA of Morus notabilis, 1734 nucleotides long. RefSeq names its product UPF0481 protein At3g47200. The record is from RefSeq and is a predicted model, not a curated record. Lineage: Eukaryota; Viridiplantae; Streptophyta; Magnoliopsida; Rosales; Moraceae. The transcript is spliced from 2 exons. Bases 1 to 1341 code for a protein of 446 amino acids.